Dissoconium aciculare CBS 342.82 is the source of this 1725-nucleotide messenger RNA. RefSeq names its product N-terminal nucleophile aminohydrolase. The coding region runs from base 403 to 1725 and encodes 440 amino acids. The transcript is spliced from 5 exons. Gene Ontology annotation, molecular function: threonine-type endopeptidase activity. Lineage: Eukaryota; Fungi; Ascomycota; Dothideomycetes; Mycosphaerellales; Dissoconiaceae. The record is from RefSeq and is a predicted model, not a curated record. Gene Ontology annotation, biological process: protein maturation.
GAGUCUCGGUCGUGAAAUCCACCUCGCCGUCAUCCACCGUUCCGAAAUUCCUCAACCUCAACCUCAACCUCCGCCUUCCCGCUCAUCUCUACACACUCGAGCCCGAUCGCUGCGUGUCGAUGUGGCCUGCAGAAUCGCGAGUAUCACAGGACUGACGGCCACAUCAGAUCACAUCGACGACGACAUCCGCCUCGACCUCGACGACAUCAUUCGCUUUGACCUCGACGCUGGUUUCGUCGAUCCUUGACACGAUAUCCCACAGAACUACCCGCCAGCGGCAUCGUCGUCCACAUCGACCUUCCUCGUUCCAUUCCUAAGAUCGACAUCCACUUCCUAGGAUUUUUGCAUCAUCAUCACGCCGCCAUCACCUGAGACUCGAAGCCACAGAAACCCCAACCCAUCAUGUUCUCUCGACGAAGCGGCCGCAAGGGAGAUGCCGACAUGUCUUGUGUCUUCGUUCACGCCGGAGCGGGAUACCACAGCAAAGAGAACGAAAGAAACCACCUCCAAGCAUGCUCCGACGCCUGUAAAUCAGCAAUGUUGAUACUCAAGAACGGCGGCUCGGCCGUCGAUGCGGCAGAGAUGGCCAUCAAAGUGUUGGAAGACCGGGAGAUUACAAAUGCUGGGUAUGGCAGCAACCCCAACAUCGACGGCGUCGUGGAAUGCGACGCCAUCGUCGUCGAUCACCUGGGCCGCAGCGGAGCCGUUGGAGCUGUUGCGCAAAUCAAGAACCCGGUUUCGCUCGCCCGAGUUCUACUCGAUUGCACUUCUCAGCCUCUGUCUCUCCGGCGCGUACCUCCAAAUUUAUUGGUCGGCGAAGGAGCCACAAAUUUCGCUCACGAUCACGGCAUACCAAUCUUGCCGUAUUCUUACCUCGUAUCGCCGAGCGCGAAACAACGGUGGCAGAAAUGGCGAGCCGAAUUGAUGCGUGCGGAACGCAUCGACGGCGACAGCUGGAUUUUUCGCCCGUCUGCUUCACUCGCCGAAGUGGAACGCGAAUUGGAUAUGGAACCUCUCGAGCAGUCGCGACGAGCAGGGGACACGAGACAAGCUUUCACGAGGUCCUCCAUCGACGUCACCGAGACCAGUUCGUUCUCUCGAGACGAGGAGCAUACCAUCCCAGACAGAGAAGAUCACAUCACCGACACUAUCGGUGCCAUUGCUGUGGAUCGACACGGCAAUAUCGCUUGCGCUGCCUCCUCUGGCGGAAUUAGUAUGAAGCACCGCGGACGAGUCGGGCCAGCUGCACUGAUCGGCGUCGGGGCCUUUGUCAUACCAGUCAACACCAACGACCCCGAUCGAACCUCCGUCGCGGCCGUCACCAGCGGGACCGGUGAGCACAUGGCCACGACGUUCGCCGCGCAUGCCGCCGCACAACGCAUCUACCACCCACGACGCCCUCGGAACGUGCAGCCCUGCGACGAGCCCGAGGCCCUCCAAGCCUUCAUCACCUCCGACUUCCUCGGCCACCCCUCGGUCCGACACAGCCAUUCCGCCGGCGCCAUCGGCGCGCUCGUCGUCAAGAAGACGCUGGACGGGAUCUGGCUGUACUUUGCGCACAACACCGACUCGUUCGCGCUGGCGAGCAUGCACGGCGAGGAGCCCCGUCCCGUGUGUACGAUGAGCAGGAAAUCGAACGAUCGGGCUGCGAGCGGCAACGCGGGCCUGGCGCAUGGCGGCCGAGGGAUGCGGUUCGGACGCAGCUCGGGGGGCAGGACGCGGUGA